Messenger RNA from Chenopodium quinoa (quinoa), 1726 nucleotides. RefSeq names its product serine decarboxylase 1-like. Gene Ontology annotation, molecular function: pyridoxal phosphate binding; carboxy-lyase activity. The transcript has 5 exons. The record is from RefSeq and is a predicted model, not a curated record. Gene Ontology annotation, biological process: carboxylic acid metabolic process. Bases 64 to 1551 code for a protein of 495 amino acids. Lineage: Eukaryota; Viridiplantae; Streptophyta; Magnoliopsida; Caryophyllales; Amaranthaceae.
AUGUAACUCAUUAGUCAUUAUUAAGAUGAUGUAGGUAUUAAGUUGAAUAAAAGAGAGCAAAAAAUGGCGCCGACAGUGGUUUGUGCUGAAUCACAAGCAUUGCACCAAGAUUUUUGCCCAACAAGUUUGGUUUUUGAGUUAGUUCCUGUUGUUUCUUACUCUCUAGGCAAUAAUGACAAUAAUGUUAUUUUUGACGAAAAUGACAAUAAUAACAUUGUUGAGGCGAAAAAGGAGCAAAGUGGCAAUGAGAAUGGAAGGAAAGAGAUUGCUCCUACAGGAAAGAACAUGCACACCCCUUGUUGCCUUGACAUCAAGGAACCCGAGGCUGACGAUGAGCUGACCGGAAAUACGGAGGCGUAUAUGAAGGUUGUUUUGGCAAGAUACACGCAGAGAUGGCUUGAGAGGACCAAACACCGUUUAGGAUAUCAAAUAAAUAUGGACUAUAAUUACGACGAUCUUGAUCGAUUACAACGAUUUUCAUUUAACAACUGUGGUGAUCCAUUUAUUGAGGGUAACUAUGGUGUGCACUCGAGGGACUUCAAAGUAGGUGUAUUAGAUUGGUUUGCUCGUCUUUGGGAGAUCAAUAAGGGUGAAUAUUGGGGAUAUGUUACGAGUGGUGGAACAGAAGGAAACCUUCAUGGCCUACUUGUAGGGAGAGAAAUGUUUCCUGAUGGAAUUUUGUAUGCUUCUAAAGAGUCACACUAUUCGGUCUUUAAAGCUGCGCGUAUGUAUAGAAUGAAUUGUGUUAAGGUUGAGACAAUAGUUUCCGGCGAAAUUGAUUGUGUCGAUUUAAAGGCAAGUCUUCUCAAGAACAAAGAUAAACCUGCCAUCAUGAAUAUAACCAUAGGCACUACGGUAAAAGGUGCUAUUGAUGAUCUCGAUCUAGUGAUACAAACUCUUGAAGAGUGUGGCUUCCCUCGUAAUCGGUUCUAUAUCCAUUGCGACGGAGCCUUGGUUGGUCUCAUGCUGCCAUUUCUAUAUCGAGCGCCUCAAAUCACAUUCAAGAAGCCAAUUGAUAGUAUAAGUGUUUCCGGCCACAAAUUCGUCGGAUGCCCGAUGCCUUGUGGUGUUCAAAUGGUAAGGAGGGAACACAUUAACUAUUUAUCUAGGAAUGUAAAGUAUGUAGCAUCAAGGGAUGUUACAAUCAUGGGAAGUAGGAACGGUCACGCCCCCAUCUUCCUAUGGUGUGCAUUGAGCCGCAUAGGAUACAAUGGAUUCAAGAAAGACGUACAAAAAUGCCUACACAAUGCACGUUACCUUAAAGACCGGCUUAAAGAGGCCGGGGUUAGUGUCAUGCUCAAUAGGCUAAGCAACACCGUGGUGUUCGAAAGACCUCAAGAUGAGGAUAUCAUUCAAUAUUGGCAGCUCUCUUGUCAAGGGAAUAUAGCUCAUGUGGUCGUGAUGCCUAAUGUUACAAUCAAGAAGUUGGAUACGUUCAUAGGUGAGCUAGUUGAGAAGCGUUCGAAUUGGUUAAAAGACGGUGAAAAUCAACCUCCUUGUGUUGCUUCUGAUAUUGGCAAAGAGAAUUGUGUUUGCCCUUUGCAUAAGUGAGAAUCUGCUUGCUAAUUUGAUUGUUUUGUAUUAAGAUGUACUCCAUUAUUUAUUUAUUUUAUUUUCAUUAUUUUCGAAUUUGUUUAAAAUAAUUGUACAAUAUGUAGAAUAUUGAGGUCAAAGAUCAUGAAGAUAUAUAUGAUUCGUGAUAUAUGUAAGGAUUAUUCGUCCAAUA